UCCAAUCCAAUCACUUCACUUUAAUAAUAGCCCUCUUCUCCUGUUUCUUUCUUUUCUCGUCUUUGCAUCUGAUUGUUGUGGAUCGGUAAUGGAGUCGGUCACCGGAGAAACUAACGGACAACCGGCGCGAUUUCCUCCGGCGGGAGCACAAGAAGGAGACGAGCUGGAGGAAACCAGACGGCCUUCAUCGGCAACUCCACCGCUUAACUUCAUAGGUAGACAUAGGCUGGCUGCUGCAAUAUCUAACCUCAAUCAGCAAAUCCAAAUCAUUCAGGAAGAGUUGGAUGAACUUGAAACCCUUGGUCCCUCAUCCUUUGUCUGUAACGAGUUAAUACGAACAAUUGAACAUGCCCCUGAUCCUCUGCUCCCUGUGACUAAAGGUCCAGCAGUGGUAGGAUGGGAUAGGUGGUUUCAAGGAGCUCAUAACUCACGGGGAGGAGGACGCAAGCGCUGGAUUUGAGGUAAUCUUCUACUUCUUCUCCAAUCCCCGUCAAGACAUGGAGAAGAAACAGAUACAUCAUCAGGAGAGA
Messenger RNA from Impatiens glandulifera, 530 nucleotides. Its product is annotated as guanine nucleotide-binding protein subunit gamma 1-like. The coding region runs from base 89 to 460 and encodes 123 amino acids. The transcript has 4 exons. NCBI's taxonomy places the organism in Eukaryota, Viridiplantae, Streptophyta, Magnoliopsida, Ericales, Balsaminaceae. The record is from RefSeq and is a predicted model, not a curated record.